GAGCACGAGAGCAGAGCGAGGCACGACUCAUGCAUUUCUAGAAAAAUCCGACAGCGGCAUUUUUUGCAUUUUUCACAAGCUCACAACUUUGUGUGGUCACUAGCGUGUUUUUAGGAGCAUUAAAGACUUUAAUCAGUAAAGCAGGCGAUCUUAAUAGCAAAAAUGGAUAAGGUGAACGAACUGAAGGAAAAGGGCAACACAGCGCUAAAUGCCGAGAAGUUUGAUGAGGCGAUUGCUGCAUAUACAGAAGCCAUUGCGCUGGACGCCAAAAAUCAUGUUCUUUACAGUAACCGAUCGGCCGCCUACUCCAAGGCUGGAAGAUUUAAAGAAGCUCUCGAAGACGCUGAGAAGACGAUUUCUUUGAAUCCCAGCUGGCCCAAAGGUUAUUCACGCAAAGGUGUUGCGGCCGCUGGUCUACGAGACUAUAUGCAGGCCCUGGAAGCCUACAACGAGGGUUUGAAGUACGAUCCACAUAAUGCGAUUCUUUUGCAAGGCUGCCAGGAGUUCACUGCAUCUGUGUUGAAUAUGAUGCGUUCACGAACCGAUAUACCAAUGGACGUUGAUCCACAAUCGGGCACCUCUAGUUUUGAAAGGAAAUCGCAGCCGUCCAAAGCAUAUGAGCCCCCAAAGCCCGCUGAGCCGCGAGUGGAGGAUAUGAGCGAGGAUGAGCGUAAAAAGUACUUUGCCAAAAAGGAAAAAGAACUAGGCAAUGCCGCUUAUAAGAAGAAAGAUUUUGAAACCGCUCUCAUUCAUUAUAAUGCCGCCAUCGAGCACGAUCCGACUGAUAUCACGUUUCAUAACAAUAUUGCGGCUGUAUAUUUUGAACGAAAGGAAUACGAAGAAUGCAUCAAGCAGUGUGAGAAGGGCAUCGAGGUGGGACGCGAAAAUCGUGCUGAUUUUAAGCUAAUUGCGAAAUCUUUGGCACGUAUCGGCAACACCUAUCGCAAACUGGAAAACUAUAAGCAAGCUAAAUUCUACUAUGAAAAGGCCAUGUCUGAGCAUCGUACACCGGAGAUAAAGACCUCGCUCAGCGAAGUUGAGGCCAAAAUCAAGGAGGAAGAGCGACGCGCAUAUAUUGAUCCAGCUAAGGCUGAAGAGGAGAAGGAAAAGGGCAAUGAGUACUUCAAGAAAGGAGACUACAGCAGUGCUGUUAAACAUUAUUCGGAGGCCAUUAAGCGUAAUCCGGAUGAUCCCAAAUUGUAUAGCAAUCGAGCUGCGUGCUAUACAAAGUUGGCUGCAUUCGAUUUGGGACUGAAGGAUUGUGAUACAUGCAUUAAGCUUGAUGAGAAAUUCAUCAAGGGUUAUAUACGAAAGGGCAAGAUUCUGCAAGGCAUGCAACAGACCUCCAAGGCUUCAACGGCGUAUCAAAAGGCUCUGGAAUUGGAUCCAAAUAAUGCUGAAGCAAUCGAUGGUUAUCGUCAAUGUUCAAUGAAUUUCCAACGUAAUCCGCAAGAGGUGCUCAAGAAUGCCAUGUCGGAUCCGGAAAUACAGCAAAUUCUCAAGGAUCCGGCUAUGCGCAUGAUACUUGAACAGAUGCAGAACGAUCCAAAUGCUGUUAAAGAACAUUUACAAAAUCCAGCCAUUGCCGACAAGAUAAUGAAGCUGCUGGAAUCGGGCAUUAUACAAAUACAUUAGAUUAAACAAUUGAAAAAAUAUAGACAGCAAAGAAAAAAA
Molecule: messenger RNA, 1674 nt
Organism: Drosophila hydei
Lineage: Eukaryota; Metazoa; Arthropoda; Insecta; Diptera; Drosophilidae
Gene: Stip1
Product: stress-induced-phosphoprotein 1
Exons: 5
Coding region: 163-1635 (490 amino acids)
Molecular function (GO): Hsp90 protein binding
Source: RefSeq, a predicted model, not a curated record